UUUUGCUGAGCAUAAAAAUGGCCGACCAUGAGCACCACCAUCACGGAGAAGAGGGACACGGUGACUGUAGUGAUGCGCCUCCUUUCACAGAAAACGACCUAGUAAGCAAGACAGACCCUUUCCCUCAAAUGAAGGCAUGGGAGGAAGAAGGGAAAUCUGAUGAGUUCCCGUUAAGAACUCUCAGCACAGUCUCAGAGGAUGGGAUGCCUUCCUCUCGUUAUAUUGGUCUUGUCAUCACUGACAGUGGUAUCAAAUUCAUGACAUGUGACAAGAGUAACAAAGCAAACGAGUUCAGCUCAAACCCUAAGGCGUGUGCAUUGUUUUAUUGGCCCUCCCUGGACAGGCAAAUGAUAGUCAAGGGCAGGGUGGAGAAACUCCCUCGGGAAGAGUUCCUUGAGAUGUAUAAGUUUUGUCCGUCACGCGAUUGCCAGGUGACGGUAAAUAUGGGAGAUCAGGACGAAGUUCUGAGCGGAUACGAGGAGCUGAUGGAAAGGCGCAGGGAGACUGAGGCUAAGUUUAAAGGUGUGGAGCCACUCCCUCCUCCUGAUUCUUGGCAGUGCUAUAUCCUCCAGCCGACUUACUUUGAGUUUUAUCAGGGCCAUCACAACUGGCAGUCUGACAGGAUUGUCUUUACACAGAGCCCUGAUUCCACGUGGUCUGUCAAACGGUUCCUUCCUUAACUUUGAUUGCAAUCAUUCAUUCAUUCAUUUAGAUCUACUACUAUCUACUAACUUCAUUUUUGUUACUUCAGUUAUUCUGUACUUGUGAUUUCUUUAGUUUUUUUGCAAAACUAAUAAUUUUA
This is a messenger RNA of Amphimedon queenslandica, 802 nucleotides long. Its product is annotated as pyridoxine/pyridoxamine 5'-phosphate oxidase-like. The transcript has a single exon. Gene Ontology annotation, molecular function: pyridoxamine phosphate oxidase activity; FMN binding. Gene Ontology annotation, biological process: pyridoxine biosynthetic process. NCBI's taxonomy places the organism in Eukaryota, Metazoa, Porifera, Demospongiae, Haplosclerida, Niphatidae. The record is from RefSeq and is a predicted model, not a curated record. The coding region runs from base 18 to 680 and encodes 220 amino acids.